GCACAGAGGCUGCUGGCACAGCGGCGACCGCAGAAAUCCUUCUUUGAGACGCUCAUCAGGAGCCUGAUCAUCUUGUGCGUGGCCAUAGCAGUGGUCUUGUCAUCCAUCUCCGUCUGCGAUGGCCGCUGGCUCUUUGCAAGGGGGCAGCUCUUCGGACUGUGGCACUUCUGCACCGUUAGUAACAGCAGCGUCCUGAAGUGUGUCACCGACCUCAGCCUGGCCAACGUGGAGGGGCUGAGUGUGGGGGUGAUUCCCAUAAGGAGCAUGGUGUCCUUUGCUGUUGUAGUUGCCAUAUUUGGCCUGGAGCUGCUGAUGGUGUCCCAAGUCUGCGAGGACGCCAACGCAAGGCGGAAGUGGUCGAUGGGCUCGGUUCUCAUCCUCGUCUCAUUUUUGCUGUCGGCCACCGGGGUUCUGAGCUUCUCCAUCCUCGUGAAGGAUCACCUCACCUUCACGGGCUUCACGCUGACGUACUGGUGUGAGUUCAUUGCUGCCUUUCUCUUCUUCCUUAACGGGAUCAGUGGACUUCACAUCAACAGCCUCACACACCCCAGGAACAGGGUAGGCAAAAUCUAG
This is a messenger RNA of Apaloderma vittatum (bar-tailed trogon), 573 nucleotides long. It is a transcript of the gene TMEM37, whose product is annotated as transmembrane protein 37. Gene Ontology annotation, molecular function: calcium channel activity; voltage-gated monoatomic ion channel activity. NCBI's taxonomy places the organism in Eukaryota, Metazoa, Chordata, Aves, Trogoniformes, Trogonidae. The transcript has a single exon. The record is from RefSeq and is a predicted model, not a curated record. The annotation marks the transcript as partial. Gene Ontology annotation, cellular component: membrane.